AUGGCGAUAAUGUGUUUUGGAAAGAAGCCAGAGGACCCCGAGUCCCGGAGGAAUGAAGACAUCGAGAAGGCGCUGCGCGCGGACAGGAAGAAACAGGAGAGGGAGGUGAAGUUGCUGCUGCUGGGUGCUGGUGAAAGUGGAAAGUCGACGGUGCUCAAGCAGAUGCGAAUUAUACACGCGGACGGUUUCAGCAAGAACGAACGGAAGCAAUGGCGUGUUGUCAUUUUCAGCAACUUGGUCAACGCCUUUCAGACUAUCUUCAGCGCAAUGACAGAGCAGGAAACAGAGUUUGAGGAUGAUGACAACAUCAGAUUCGCUGAGCUCAUUGCGUCGGAGCCGGAAACCGGGCUUGACGACCCGCUACCUCUGGAUUGCCUGCACGCCUUUACCAACUUAUGGGCAGAUAAAGGUGUCCAGUUGACCAUACUCAAAGGCAACGAAUAUGCCUUGCACGAUAAUCUUAGCUACUUCCUCGCGGACAUGGACCGCCUGUUUAUGAAGGACUAUUUGCCAAGCAACCAGGACAUCCUGCGCACACGAUUACGGACUACAGGCAUCAGCGAGACAAUAUUCGAACUUGGCAAUCUCACAUAUCGGAUGUUCGAUGUGGGCGGACAACGAUCGGAGCGAAAGAAGUGGAUACACGUCUUCGACAACGUCCAAGUCGUGCUUUUCUUGGUUGCAAUAAGUGGUUACGACCACGCGCUCGUAGAAGACAGGAAUGGGAAUCAAAUGCACGAAGCGCUCAUGCUUUUCGAAUCAAUCUCAAAUUCGAAGUACUUUGAGAAGUCCGCCCUCAUCCUCUUCCUGAACAAGAUCGACUUGUUCCGCGAGAAGCUAGCGGCCGGCAUGAGCCCAAUCAGCAGAUAUUUCCCGGACUACUACGGCAAGAACGAUGACGUGGAGGCAGCACAAGAGUUCUUCGCCAACAAGUUCCGCAAUCUGGUUCGGCAGCCGAAGAAAGAGGUCUACGUCCAUUACACGAACGCUACAGACACAGAUCUUUUGAAGAAGACGAUGGCAUCCGUUCAAGAUAUGAUUGUACAGCGCAACCUCAACCAGCUGAUCCUAUAA
Coniosporium apollinis CBS 100218 is the source of this 1074-nucleotide messenger RNA. RefSeq names its product guanine nucleotide-binding protein alpha-2 subunit. The record is from RefSeq and is a predicted model, not a curated record. Gene Ontology annotation, molecular function: G protein-coupled receptor binding; G-protein beta/gamma-subunit complex binding; GTPase activity. Gene Ontology annotation, biological process: G protein-coupled receptor signaling pathway. Gene Ontology annotation, cellular component: heterotrimeric G-protein complex. Lineage: Eukaryota; Fungi; Ascomycota; Dothideomycetes. The transcript has 5 exons. The coding region runs from base 1 to 1074 and encodes 357 amino acids.